AUGUAAGCAAAAUGUCACGCGGCUUGGUGGUAAUGACCGGCUGUUUUAACGCUAUAUCGGUCGGUUGGGUAAAACAUUUGGUUUGGUGAUUUUGUGAUGCAAAUUACUGCCGGCCGGCUAGCCAGUAGUUUUUUGCGUCCAUCCCAAGAGAACGGAUCACCGGUGUUGGGAAGUGCAUCAGUUCAAGCCAGUAUAUUUAAAACGUACCAGGAGAGCAAAAUGCUCAAAUUGAGCGUUUUUGCUCUGCUUCUUCUGUCGGUCGUAGUGAAAGCAGAUUAUGGAGGCACAUAUAGCUGUUAUUCCGGAAGAAAGGAGUGUAAAUUGACUAAUCUGAAAUAUGAGUCACGUGAUGCAGUGGCAAGCAUUACCAUUCAUGGCGGUAAUGGACCCUUUUUAGAUAUUGAGUUUACGGACUCUUCAUUUCCAAUUAUUCCUCCGUCGUUGUUUCGUGACAAUGAUAAUGUUCGAUCGCUCUCGGUGAAAGAAUGUGAAAUCGAAGCAAUAGAAGCAGGGACGUUCGAGAAUGCCAGGGAGCUGAAAUUUCUGAAGAUUCAGAAGAAUUGGUUGACCAAAUUGUUUAACGACAUGUUCAAGGAAACUAAGCUAGCAAAGGUUAAUUUCGGAAACAAUCGUAUUACAGAAAUAGAAGAGUUUUCUUUCAGAGGAUGCAGAGAUUUGGAUACACUGAGGCUGUCCAAAAACAGGAUUAAAAUACUUCCAGCCCAGUUAUUUUCCGGAUUGACGUUACUGGAAGAUUUGCAUCUGGACCACAACCGCAUUGAAGAUCUGGAAGAGUUUUUGUUUCGUGAUUUGGCGAAUUUGCAAGAUUUGGAUCUGGAGCAUAAUUUCAUUGGCAGGCUGAAGCAAAACACCUUUUCUGGAUUAUCCAACCUACGGAAACUUGUUUUGAAGGACAAUGAAUUAUCUUCAAUCGAUGAACAAGCAUUUCAUCCGUUGAUCAAUUUGGUUGAGCUUGAUUUAGAAGAAAACAACAUCCAGGUUUUAGCUCCAGAAACUUUUACCAGAUUAACCUAUCUAAAAGAACUUGUGCUAACUGAAAACUACAUCGAAGAACUUAAUGAUCACAUAUUUGAACAGAACGGAAUGCUGCAAACUCUGAUUUUGAACAAUAACUCAAUAGAAGUUCUACGACCUACGCUGCUGUCGAGACUUCCCAGACUGGAACAGCUAUCUAUUCAGUUCAACGAACUUGCUAGUUUGGAGGACAAUUUGUUUUCCAAUAACCACAAUCUCGAAACCUUGAACUUUGAAGGUAACGUCAUCAGCCGUAUAUCUCCGCGAGCGUUCGCCAACCUAAGGCGUUUGGAAAUUUUAGAUUUGGAUGACAAUAAUAUAGCCUCACUUGAUGGUGGUAUUUUCAGCGAUUUGAACGGACUGGAAAAACUCUUUUUGGAAAACAAUCUUCUACGUGAUUUGCGUGCUGGAUCUCUUCAAGGAUUAAACAAUUUGAGGAAACUGUAUCUCAACGAUAAUCUGAUUCGUAGCGUUGAUGCGUCUUUCUUCAGCGAAGUACCACAAUUAAAAAGCCUUUCCUUGGAAGAUAAUCUGAUCGACGUUUUGCCAAAGAAUCUAUUUUUAAAUUUGGGCAGAUUGGAAGAACUUUCGUUGAGUGAUAAUAAUCUGAUCGAUUUGGAUGACGACAUAUUCCGUGGAGCAUCCGGAUCAUUGCAAGAGCUUUACCUGACAAACAAUAAACUGACUACCAUUCGAUCAACUACCCUCAACUUAGGAUCUUUGGAAUAUCUGGAACUUGCUGAAAACUAUUUAGAAGACCUACCCCGCACUGCUUUUGAAAACUUGAGAAGGCUAGACUCGUUAGAUCUAGAUGAUAACAAAUUCAGCAAUAUACCAGAGGCUAUUCGUGGGUUACAUAAUCUGAAAGAACUGGAAAUAGCAGGAAACCGGAUUACACGCCUUGAUACUCAACUUUUGAACUCACUUCAAAAUCUCAAAGAGCUAGAUUUGUCCGAUAAUCGGCUAACCGACAUCCCAAACGAUGCUUUCAUGAACUUGAGAAACCUCAAAGAAUUAUACCUGGACGAAAACCGAAUAAGAAAGGUUUCCGACAAUUCUUUCAUGCAGAAUCGCAACAUGAAAAAACUGGAUUUAAGUAAAAAUAAAAUUGAUGAGUUGAACCAGAAAAUGUUCUCGGGAUUGUAUAACCUCGAAGAGUUGGAUUUAAGCGAUAAUCCCAUUCAGCAUGUGAACGAUUAUGUAUUCAGAGAUUUAUCAAGGUUGGAGUCGCUGUCAUUGCGCAACUCCACUCUUAGUCACAUCCCUAGAAGCUCAUUUUUGGGACUUUCAGCAUUGGAAAAACUAGACUUGGAUGCAAACCUAUUGAAAGAACUCAACGAUGGAAUGUUCAGAGGCUUGGAAAAUAUAGAAGAUUUAUACGUUAACAACAACCCGUUGACUGAUGUUCAUCCCAGCACGUUCCAUCAAAUGGGAAAUCUUCAAGUUCUGAGCAUUGGACCAAACGAUCUUACUAAUUUUGAGAAAGAUUUAUUCCAAUAUUCUCUCCGCUUAGAGGAGCUCUAUAUCAGUGGAGUUGAAUUCAGCUCCCUUCCUCGUGGAAUUUUCCGUCCGACUCGCAAAUUGGAGGUCUUAUCCAUCAAUAACAAUAAGAAGUUGACUGCAGUAGACAAGGAAUGGUUCAAGGACCUUCCAAAUUUACGAGUGCUCAAUUUGGUGAACAAUAGCAUUGCCAAUUUUCAAGCAGGAGUGUUCGACGAUAUAGAUGAUAUGGAAAACCUCUUCCUUUCGGAUAAUGCUGUACAAUCGCUAGAUGUGAAAUUAUUCUCAAAACUUCUUCGACUAGAAGCACUCGAACUUGCGGGAAUGUCGCUCUCGAAACUACCUGUUGGAAUUUUUGAUAAUCUUGUAGAUUUAGAACUGCUGGAUUUAAGUAGAAACCAGCUGAAUGCCCUAGAUGAUCGUAUUUUCCACAAUCUAUUUUCUUUGGAGGAAAUUUCCCUCUCAUCCAACGGAAUUGCCUCACUCAGUGCUGCCUUGUUCUAUGGACUGCGAAACCUUGAUGAAGUAGAUCUGAGUAAAAAUAAACUGAUUUCUAUGGAUCCAUCUCUAUUCCGCGACUGUCCUAAUCUAAGGUCCUUGAACUUAUCGGGAAAUCGAUUUGCAACGUUCGAUCUACCCAAAAUGAGUUUUGCGAAAACAUUGGAAGACUUGGAUGUGUCCCAGAAUAUGUUAACAUCGAUUUACAUCACUGAAGAGCUCUACUCCAUGAUUGCGGACGAUAAUCAAAUUAGUUCUGUCACGGUAGAUGCAUCUCCCGCUUACAACUUGGAGUUACUAUCGCUUUCAAACAAUCGCAUAUCAGAUAUUUCUCCAAUUGCUCGCUUGACCAACCUGGAGUCAUUGAACAUAUCUCGAAAUGACCUGCAGCACUUUGAAUUGGGACGACUGAUUAAUGCAUUAGAUGAACUGGAAGCACUCAACAUAUCGCAUUGCAAGGUCUCCUCCAUCGACGCGCAAGGAUUGACAACUCACGAGUCUAUGAUGGAAUUGGAUAUCUCCAACAAUGAACUCGCUAUGCUGGAUUUCGAUAUGAUCAAAAAUUUCCCGGAUGUGGAAACAGUUGUGCUCGGCGGCAAUCGCUUCAAUAAUUUGGAUUUUGAUAGACUGUUGGAUACCUUGAAAGACAUUGAACUGGUGGGCCUGCAAGGCACGGAAUGGGACUGCACUUCAUUGGACCGUGCUGCGAACAUCUUCGAAGACAAUAACGUAGGUUUUUGGAGAAAUGGUGCUACCGAAUCUUGCCCGGGAGGAAGCGUCAGUGGUAUCUGUUGCAAGUAGCGUAUUGAAAAAAGCUGAUUCAGGCCGAUUGUAAAAAAGAGUAAUCAUCCGAAGGCUAUGAAAUGAUUGAUUUAUUUUGUCUAAGAACGAGUUGAAAAAAAAAAUCAGUGGAUAGAAAUGAAUACAUAUCUAUUCAAAAGUUCACACUGCGCGAUUCGUUCUACUUUUCAUUGUUCCCCGAAAAUAAAGCAAAAAAGCAGGGAAUCUCACAUCCAGUAGCUUUGAUUUAUUGUCGAAAAAAUAAACCAUUUUUUGCUGCUCAUCAAUGA
Aedes aegypti (yellow fever mosquito) is the source of this 4103-nucleotide messenger RNA. Its product is annotated as chaoptin. Lineage: Eukaryota; Metazoa; Arthropoda; Insecta; Diptera; Culicidae. The transcript is spliced from 3 exons. Gene Ontology annotation, cellular component: extracellular matrix. Bases 97 to 3834 code for a protein of 1245 amino acids. Gene Ontology annotation, molecular function: protein binding. The record is from RefSeq and is a predicted model, not a curated record.